AUGCGCAUUACAGUUCAGCGCCGCCUCGGCCUCCCGCUCGAUGUUGCCUGCCAGGCGGUGGAGGCGGGCAAGAAGGCGCCAAACGGCAAGCUGCACGAAGAACUCGGCGAUGCCGCAAUGGUCAACCCGCGUGCGAAGCACGCGACACGACACAAAUACCUGCUCAAACGACUCGUCAAGACCCUUCGCUCGGCGUGGGGCAUGCUCAUCGAGAUGGAGCCGACUGCACACCUCAGUUACAGUAACCCAAAACAACCUGACGUGGCGGCGGCGAACAUCGGCAAAGGGCAUGUGCGCCUCGUUGGCGACUUGAAACUUACGAGCUCGCUUGCGUGCAAGGGUGGCGAUCGGCUCGGCUGGAAGGGGGCUUUUGUCGCCUUCGGCAACACCGAGCGGGAGCUGCUCGACUUAGGCGACUACCAGUUCGCGCGGGAGAAGAAUUGCGACCUGCGUUUGCUCGACUUCGAGACGUUCGGCGGCUUCGGGGACGGCGUCCGCAAAAUUCUUCGGCAGGCGGCGGACCAGCUGAGUAACAAACUUUCGCACGCUCAGCACCUCGAUGAGGUCACAUGGACCACCAAGAACUGGCACGGGCUGCAGAUGCAGCGCUUGUCUGUCGUUCUCCACACCGCCGUGGCGUGGCAGACGGUGAACGAGCUAGCGUGCGGGGACAGCGGCAUUGUGCACGGUGCUAAGUGCAUUGCCGUUCUUAACGGAGUCGCUUAG
Molecule: messenger RNA, 726 nt
Organism: Emiliania huxleyi CCMP1516
Lineage: Eukaryota; Haptophyta; Isochrysidales; Noelaerhabdaceae
Exons: 2
Coding region: 1-726 (241 amino acids)
Source: RefSeq, a predicted model, not a curated record